This is a messenger RNA of Fonsecaea multimorphosa CBS 102226, 921 nucleotides long. RefSeq lists its product as uncharacterized. The coding region runs from base 1 to 921 and encodes 306 amino acids. The record is from RefSeq and is a predicted model, not a curated record. NCBI's taxonomy places the organism in Eukaryota, Fungi, Ascomycota, Eurotiomycetes, Chaetothyriales, Herpotrichiellaceae. The transcript has a single exon.
AUGUCCUCUUCCAACAAUCCUAGAGGGUCAAUGAACCCUAUGAAAUGGUUCUCAUGCUGCUUCGACGGCGACAAUGAUGAAGACGAGCAGCCACAACAACCAACCCUGCAGACACGGCAGGCUCCCAGGACACGAUGGGACGCAGCACCGCCUGUAGAUCCUGCGCAGGAGGAAGGACCACCGCCGCCACCGUACGCGCUGUUCGACCCUCACCCAGAGGACUGCGAGUGCGCGAUCCACAUCCACAAGCCUCGACCGCAGCGGCCGAUCGUGGUCGAAGCAUUUCAAUCGCAAGGAUGCAACUCUUGUCCGCCGACCAACACGCUGCUUCUGUCGCUGCUGACCCUGGCGGACCCCAACAUCCUCGUCCUCGACUACCACGUCACGUACUGGGACCACCUGGGGUGGCCGGACCCGUUUGGGAUCCGCGAGGCCGACGCGCACCAGCGCGAAUACGCACAAGCCGGCGGCACGUCGAGAGUGUACACUCCGCAGGUGGUGGUGAACGGCCUGUCCGAGGGCGCGGGCAACUCGACGCGCAAGCUCGAGAAGCUGAUCAAGGACGGCGGCACCCUCGCGAGCCAGGACUGGCCGUGGCUGCUGUUCUCCAAGGUUGAGGGGGGCAUCUUGAUCAGAGAAGCCACCGCCGCAGCCGCGGCCACGGGUCGCCGGGGCAGAGUGCUCGAGGUCGUCUACGACCCUGCCCUGCGCGAGGUGGAGAUCCCUCGCGGCGAGAACGCCGGCAAGACGCUCGCCCACCGCAACGUCGUCAAAAGCGUCACCGCCCUCGGUGAAUGGAGAGGCGGCAGGGGAGUGGUCCAGCUGCCGCCGCACGAUCUGAGCAAUGGCCUGGAACGAGUGCUGAUUGUGCAAGAGGGGGUCGGUGGCCAGAUCAUCGGAGUCGCUCGAAUCCACUUCUAG